Molecule: messenger RNA, 4803 nt
Organism: Sciurus carolinensis (gray squirrel)
Lineage: Eukaryota; Metazoa; Chordata; Mammalia; Rodentia; Sciuridae
Gene: Tgfa
Product: transforming growth factor alpha
Exons: 6
Coding region: 413-895 (160 amino acids)
Biological process (GO): epidermal growth factor receptor signaling pathway; positive regulation of mitotic nuclear division; positive regulation of cell population proliferation
Source: RefSeq, a predicted model, not a curated record
UCCUGUCUUUUCCUUGGCCUGGGUGACAGACUCGCGCGGCCGGGCUCAGGGAGUACCGGCUUGCCCCGCCCAGCCGCCCGCGCCCUGCUCGGUGCGUGCAGCGUCCCCGCCCCCAAUCCCCACCCCCAGUAGCCUUAGGGGGCACCCCCGUUGGGGCGGGAGGGUGGUCCGUCGUGCCCUGGUCGCCGAGUGGCGAGAGGUGACGGUAAGCUCCUUCCCAUUUCCGCCGGGCCGGCAGCGCUGCGGGGUAGUGCCAGCCGAGAGGCGCUCGGUCCUCCCUCCGCCCGCCCGCGACGGGGGCCGGCCCUGCCUCGCCAGCGCCUUUUUCCCCCGCACCGCGGCGCCGCUCCGCCACUCGGGCACCGCAGGGAGGGCAGGAGGCUGGAGCGCCUGCUGCCCGCCCGCCCGUAAGAUGGUCACCUCGGCUGGACAGCUCGCCCUGUUCGCGCUCGGUAUCGUGUUGGCUGUGUGCCAAGCCCUGGAGAACAGCACGUCCCCCCUGAGCGCAGAUCCGCCUGUGGCUGCAGCAGUCGUGUCGCAUUUUAAUGAAUGCCCAGAUUCCCACACUCAGUUCUGCUUUCAUGGAACCUGCAGGUUUUUGGUGCAGGAGGAUAAGCCAGCAUGUGUCUGCCAUUCCGGGUACGUGGGCGCGCGCUGUGAGCAUGCAGACCUCCUGGCCGUGGUGGCCGCCAGCCAGAAGAAGCAGGCCAUCACCGCCUUGGUAGUGGUCUCCAUCGUGGCCCUGGCUGUCCUCAUCAUUGCAUGUGUGCUGAUACACUGUUGCCAGGUCCGAAAACACUGUGAGUGGUGCCGCACCCUCGUCUGCCAGCAUGAAAAGCCCAGCGCCCUCCUGAAGGGAAGGACUGCUUGCUGCCACUCAGAAACAGUGGUCUGAAGAGCCUAGAGGAGGCAUUUGGCCAGGUGGACUGUGGCAGCCUGAUGGAGAGAGGCCUCCUUUAGGUCAGCAGCUCCAGGGAUCCCUGGGACUUGCCGGAGGACCUUUCCAACUUUGCCUGUGAUCACCUACGCAGCCUUUCAUCUUCUGUGGGCCUUCAAAACUCUAUUGAGAACUCUGUCUACUUGGAUUUGGUAUGCUCUAGAGAAGAAAUCAGUGGACCACAAUUAAAGACUGGUUAAGUGAUCACUGCAAAGGGGUGGCCUUCCUGUUUACCUCCAUCAGACGUGGACAUAGGUCACUGAUUCCAGGUGUGGUCUCCCGCCAGUCAUGGAUUCCAGGCUGUAUUUCUUCUCAAUGGGCUACCUCCCCUCAACAGAAUCCUGCCCAAUACUGGAGAUUCUAUAGUUGUUACUAUUUUCUCACAUCUGCUUAUUGGCAUUGAAGGUGGUGAAGGGGAAAUGGCUUAUUGUUACAUGAAGACGAAUUUAAGAGAAGUCACGUCCUCUGCCCACGAAGCCCUCAAUUAGCCCGACACCUGCCAUGGACACAUGAUGCUGAAGACCUUCCCAUACUGUUGCCACCCUUGGAGAUAAUUUCAUAUUUAUUAGAUGGUUACUUGUUUUAUUUUUAAUUUCUUAAGUCAAUGUAAAGAGCAUAAACCCCUUCAGAGGAACUCACAGAGGAAUUAAUGUAUGUGUUGCUGACUGAUAAGUUAGACUUACUAGAAAUGUCUUGGGGAAAGCCUCUCAGGGGCUAUGGAGAUGGAACCAGAGAAUGGGGUUCUGACAGGAGCAAAAAUUGGGGCUCAGAGGUCAUGAUAUCUAAAGACACAAGACAGGUAAAUGCCCCCAGAUACAUUCUGGUAGAAAAGUUAGCAAACCUAGCAGCAAGGACCUGUGCCCUCUGUUGUGGAGAGAGGACAAGAGGGGCUGUGUGUGUACACAGAGUAAACACAAUACAUACUGUUUGGUGAUAAUGGAUCAACUUCCUCAUGAGCCCAGCUUGGGCAUUAGCACGCCAUGGGCAUUUCAGGCUGAAUCUGUGAAAGGGGACCAGUCCUUUAUUUUCCAUGUUGUGCUUGGUUGGUUUGUUGCUUUAUGUUUAAAAGAAGAAAUUUAACUUUCCUAUUUAUUUUCAAGCAUUCAGAGAAGUAUCCCACGGGUUUUUCCUUCCCCUUCCAUUCAGGAUGCCAGUUUUAUUAACCAAAAUACUAACAAGUCUCUCAUUUUCCACUCAAGAGGAGGCAAAAUUAUUCUCCCGAGACUUGAUGACAUUCUGACCCACUGGUCCUGCCUGUGGGAUGCAGUGGGUCUCUUCAAACUGACAAAAUUGGAAACAGAAUAACCAUGAAAUAAUAAACUCCGAUGCAAGGAAACUCCUAAUAUUUGAAAAGUAAAAGACUCCCACCUAUUAACUCUUCAGUGCACCAUCUUGUCACAUCAUCAAGGGACUUUUAACAUGUCAAGUUGGCUUGAGGUUUCUAUUAGAAAACUUUGUCCUCCCCCAAUUCUUCUUCCUUAGUCUGAUUUUUUUUUUUUUUUUAAUAAGUAAGGCAAAGACCUGACCUAUGUCUUAACUUUGGUUAUUUAAUGGUCACCCAUGAGCCCUGAAUGCUGAAAUUGGGUCUGUUCAGAGCUUGCCCCAACAGUGUCAUUGACACAACUCCACUUUUUUUCACUGUUAAAGAUAAUAGGUUCAAAUUGCUUUCAUUGGGUCAGUCCCUACAGCAGCAGACACGUGGGCCAAGGCCCGACUGUAGCCUCCUGCUCAGAGACCAAUCAACUGACACUGGUUUCUUAUUUAGGUACCAAUUGGCACUCAACUUUCUCAUCAGACCCUCCUGAAAUUCUGAGAUCCUGGCUUAGAGAGGCUAAUAAAAGUAAAGAGUCUCACUUUUACUUUAAGACAAUCUUUUCUGGCCUAAUAGAGACUCUUGGAGGUCUGACUGCUCUUAAAGAGUAUGAAUUUACAUGAAAAUGUUUUCUUGGGCUUUUUUCACCUAAUGGAUGGAAGGACCAAUAUCCAGCCUAAAGACAUGAUCAGUGAUUGGCAUCCAAGAGACUUUGCAGAGGUAUGAGACAAUGAGGGUGGACAGCUGGCGGAGGCAGAGGUUCCCCACAAACACCUUGGAUUGAUCUGUGAACGUUCCAGUUCUCAGGUCCCGCCAGUCACAGCCACCAGCACCCCUUCCUUGUGCCUGUCCACUCAUGCAGUGAUGGGGUUCAAAUGCAUGUGCCCCUCAGAAGUGCCUUCUGUGUCAGUCCUUCAUAAACCAGCAGGUCUGAAAAGGGUGAGAAGCUGCAGUUGGGUUGAGGCAGGCCUGGUGGACCAUUGUCCACUCCCCAGGAUAUGCAUGGCCUUGCUUCUUUGCCAAGUUCUCUUUUAGAAGUCAAACAAUGACAAAUAUUGGAUUCCUGUGCCAUUUCAGGGCAAUGGUAGUCCCUUGAUUAGCUAUAAAAAGGCUCUCCUCUUAGCGUAAAAAUGUGUCUCACAUGCCAUCUCUGCAGAAUUCCUGUUUCCUUGCCCUUCGGAAGGCCAAAUGUUCAGAUAGGUAAUCAUCCCAGAGACCUGACCUGUUAAGCAGUCACACACCUAACAGUGGGGAACAUAGCUGUUUCCAGUGACUCAGGAGACCAUGAAAAGCCCCCAUUAAAUGUUUUUUAAAGACCUGCAAACCUUUUACAAAACCUGGACUUUCCCUUUGUGUUACAGACUGUGACAUUAAAUAUACUGGCAGGAAACAUUUUCUACUUGGAAAGAUACACAGCAGCCAGUUCAUAUCUGGAAGACAGGGCUCCAGCUAGACACAUGUGGAACUAAGCAAGAGAUGUUGGCCAUGUGUCCCUACAGAAGAGGUGGGCACAAUGACCCUAAGGUGCUUUUUUCCUGAGCAAGGAGAAAGGAGGGAUUGACACUCAUCUACCUACGUUGGUGAGGGAGGAGAAUUUGUGGUUCUGGAGCUUCUUGGGAGGGCAGGAUGUUCUUAGCAAGUAUAGAAAACUGUCUGGUGUCUCCCAGCCAGAUUUUCCAGGGCUUGUGAACCACUGGUUGCUUUUUCCAGGUAAAUUGGCAGGGCUAAUGAUGCUCCAACACUGCUCAGGAGGCCCAACCUCUUAAUAGGUUCUGGGAUUUUCUCUCCCCCCACAUGCCAAGGAGGGAGAAUGAUCAACAAGCUCAGAACCAAGGGGAACAUCACAGAAACAAAUACACACACACGUUUGUUUUAAAUGUUCUAAUUUAAGAUCUGUUCUCUCUAGCCAUUGAUCUUACCAGGCUUACUGAAAAGACUUAGUAUUGUGUAUGUAUACACACACACACACACACACACACACACACACACACAGAGUACUGAAAAGCAACCCCUCUUCCCAGUGUAAUAAUUUACUGAAAUGUUCAACUUUUCAUUACAACAAAACUGAUGCUUUUUUUUUUUUAGAACUUAUUACUCUGACUUCUGUAUAUGUUGCACUGAAAAGGUUAAUAUUUAAUGUUUUAAUUUAUUUUGUGUGGUAAGUUAAUUUUGAUUCCUGUAAUGUGUUAAUGUGAUUAGCAGCUCUUUUCCUUAAUAUCUGAAUUACAAAGAGUAGUGAGCAAUAGAAGAUACAGUUGUGUUUUUCAGGAAUAUGCAUUGUUGUUCAGUUGUACUGUACCUUGUUUGGAAGGAUGAAGGAAUGAACACUUUUUUUUCCUAAAUCAAGACUGGAGUUUUUCUUUAACACGAUUAGAAUAUUAAGGAGGAAAAAAAAAAAGUAAAUAUGUUUUUUAAAAUGUAGGAAUUCUGAAAUUCACCAUAGUUGACCCUUGUCUUCCUAAAGAAAAUUUUCUGAAGUUCUUCCUAAUAUAGAAGUAAUUUAAUCUAAAGUGUAUCCAACGGUGCUAAUUGAUGUGUAGGAAAAUAGAUGACA